Molecule: messenger RNA, 372 nt
Organism: Mucor velutinosus
Lineage: Eukaryota; Fungi; Mucoromycota; Mucoromycetes; Mucorales; Mucoraceae
Gene: SNU23
Product: U4/U6.U5 snRNP associated protein
Exons: 4
Coding region: 1-372 (123 amino acids)
Biological process (GO): transcription elongation by RNA polymerase II
Cellular component (GO): transcription elongation factor complex
Molecular function (GO): RNA polymerase II complex binding
Source: RefSeq, a predicted model, not a curated record
AUGGGUAAAAGAAAGACCAAGAGAAAGCCUCAAAAGAAGCUCAAGGACAAAUUAGACACACAAUUCAACUGUCUCUUUUGUAAUCAUGAGAACAGUAUUGAAUGCAAAAUUGAUUCUCCCAACAAGGUCGGUAUCUUGACUUGCAAGAUCUGUAGUGUGUCAUGGCAAUGUCCUGUUACAUAUUUGGAUGAGCCUGUGGACGUCUAUUCAGCCUGGAUUGAUGCUUGUGAAGACGUAAAUCAACAGAGACGCAUGAAGACAGCACAAAAAUCAAGAGAAAGUAGAGACGAUUCAAGAUCACCACCGCCUCAAAGCUAUUCAGAAGAUCGACUGGAUCCCUUUGACGAAGACGACGACGAUGAUGAUUACUAG